Molecule: messenger RNA, 1869 nt
Organism: Ogataea philodendri
Lineage: Eukaryota; Fungi; Ascomycota; Pichiomycetes; Pichiales; Pichiaceae
Exons: 1
Coding region: 1-1869 (622 amino acids)
Biological process (GO): telomere maintenance via telomere lengthening; regulation of DNA-templated transcription
Cellular component (GO): shelterin complex
Molecular function (GO): telomeric repeat DNA binding
Source: RefSeq, a predicted model, not a curated record
AUGGCUACCCACGGAGCAGAGUCCUCAAUAGAGUCCGCGUCUGCGACGGCCUCGGCCGCCAUCAAGGCCGAACAGGGGGACAAGUCGCCCCACACGGUGUUGGAAGACGAGCACCUCAUCAACAACUUGGUUGAGGGGUUGGACAAGACAGACGAGUCCACCUCCUCUAUCAAGGCUCCCGAUUCGCUUGUGGACCCGACUCUUUCGCACUCGCCUUUGGGCCAGGUUCUUUUGGGCCAGAAGUUUAUCAUUUUGGGCACGUCCUCUGCCGCCUCAGAGAUUCAGAACAUCAUUGAGGAGCUCGGAGGAGUUGUGGUGGGGGAAGACAAUACCCAGGGCAUAUAUCUCGCGCAAUCCGUGUCGGAUGUGGGGCUGAGCGUGAAUGUUCCUGUUUAUUCGUUUGAUUUUGUGUAUGCCGCGCAGAGAGACCGCGUCUUGCCGGAUUUGAACGAGUUCAAGAUCCGCAGACCGCCCCAGCUGCCACAGAACCUCGACAUCAACAUCGGCGACCUGGCCAAAGUUGGGCUGGCCAAGGCAGAAGACGAUGUGGGCUCGACGAUCGACGCCGCUGUCACGAGUCUGUCCAUGAGUCCGGCUUCCGCGCAGAAGAAGCGGUCGAUGAAGUUCACCAAGGCAGAAGACGAGGCAAUUUUGGACCUUAUCAGAAGAAACCCAAACUUGCGGUCCACGCACAGCUUUUUCGCCAGAAUCGCACAGCUGCCGCUUCUUAGCGGCCACACAGGCAACUCGAUCCGGUUCAGAUUCCGCAAGAUUCUCUCCGACAAGCUCGAGUACGUGUAUCAAGUGGAUCCGCAAACUAACAAGCUUGUGCUGGACCCGCAGACCAACGAACCAAUCAAGGUGAAGGACCUGCCUAACCUGCUCAAGUCGCAGUACACGGCCGAGGAGGACUAUGAGCUGUGUAAACACAUCCUGCACUUUAAGGAAAAUAUGGACCAAUACGCCAAGAAGCGUAAGCUGGACGGAAACAGCAUCCCAGAAUCGGUGUUCACCGAGCUGGUUGGCAAGUUCCCAAGACACAGCGCCAUGUCCUGGAGAGACCGGUACAGGAAGUUUGCUUCCAAGUACGGACUGGAGGAGUACAUUAAGUACUACGAGGAGUGCGUGGCCAAGAACGUUUCUCCGCAGCCAAUGAAGAACCUGAGUUCGAGAGCCAAGGAAGCCAAGGAAGCCAAGCGGAUCAAGCUCGACGAGAAGAACGAUUUGGUGCCUAGUCUGGACCGUAUCGAGGCUCUGGCAAGAGUGUCUGUGGAGAGAAAGGAGACAGAGGAGAACGCUGCUAAGAAGGAGGACAGUCCUGAGCCAAAGUCCGAGAAAGACAAGCGUGCCGAAGACGAAGCUGCGUCGGCCAACUUGUUUGAGGACGCAAACGAGGACGAGAUCAAGGCUCUGGACGACGACUUGAGCAAGUUCGACGCGCUACCUCCUUUGGAGGGUGAAAACAAUUUUUUGUUCGAGGAGCUCAAGAAGGAGGAGCCCGAGCCGCUUAAGAACAAGUCGCUGAUCAACGUGGACGAGACGUGUGUGCAGAUCGAACAGAUCUUUGCCACGUUCGGGUCCACGAUCACCACGUCGUUCGACCUGUUCAAGGUCCUGAACGAGAAGGUCGGCCUGUCAAUGGGCUGGCUCAACUAUUGGUUCGACUGCUCGUGCGGACGCCUGGACCUGUUUAUGGAGGCGAUCCUCAACUACAUCCGGAACGACGAGCUGAUUCUCAACAACUAUGCCGGGUUCUGGACCUCGGACCACGACAAAAUGCUCCGCGAAAAAGAUCAGCUACCGGAGUUAAUCAAACUACACGGCUCCGACUCGGUCGCAAAGAGAAAAGAGGCGCUGUAUGGUAACUAG